Molecule: messenger RNA, 1752 nt
Organism: Macrosiphum euphorbiae (potato aphid)
Lineage: Eukaryota; Metazoa; Arthropoda; Insecta; Hemiptera; Aphididae
Source: the annotation of a GenBank genome assembly
AUGUCACAGAGGGCAUCGAGAAAAGGCGGCGCGGCCAGGAAUACUCCGCAACCAGACGAAUCCACAGCCAGUACGACCAACAGCGAGAAGAGCCGGAGGACGGCAACUUUGAGCCCCACCAGGUUCAGUCGUAUUCAGGAAAAACACGAGCUACAGAAUUUGAAUAACCGUUUGGCCGCCUACAUUGACCGCGUCAAGUACUUGGAAACCGAAAACUCCAAAUUGACCCAACAGCUCCAUUCUUCGGAAGAAGUGACAACCCGGGAGGUGUCCAACGUCAAGGUAUUAUUUGAGUCUGAGCUUGAAGAUCUAAGAAAUGCAUUGGACCGUGAAGCUAAACUAAAGAGCCGCCUUGAGUUAGAGUCUAGGCGUAAAACUUUAGAAGUCGAAGAGCUCAAAACAAAGCUCGACAAUGUUUCAAAAGAAUUGAAAGAAACUUCACCAUAUGUAGCUCGAUUUAAUGAAUUAAAUUCUAAAUUUGGUCAGACUUUGAUCGACAAUAAGAAUUUAAAAGACGCUAAUAAGAAAUUGACCAAAGAAUUAACAUUGGAGAAGAAAACCGUUAAGGAUAAUCAAAAAAUAUUAGAAGAAGAAAUUUUACAAAGAGUUACAAUUGAAAACAAAUUACAAAGCAUGAUGGAAAAUUUCAAAUUUAAAGAAGAGGUUCAUAAACAACAGCUCAAUGAUACAAGAACUAGCCGCCGUACCGAAGUUAUUACUGAAGUCGAUGGACGUUUAGUUAAAGAAUAUGAAGAUAAAUUACAAUCUGAAUUACAAAUGUUACGACAACAAGCUGAAGAAGAUGUCAAACGAAACAAAAAAGAAAUUUCUGAUUUGUUUGAUAGCAAGUUUCAAAAUUUGGAAAAUGAAUUGCAACGCAAAAAAAAAGCUCUGGAAGCAGCUCAAGAAGAUAUCAAUAUGGCCAAUUCGCGUGUUAGUGAAUUAACGCAACAAAUAAAUGAUUUAUUGUCCUCAAAUAAUGAUUAUUUGAGGAAAAUUACCGAUCUAGAACGAUCUAGAGAACUUCAAAGAACUAAAUAUAUAUCUGAAAUUCAAGGUCUUGAUCAACAAUUAACAGCUAUGCAAGAUGAUAUGUCCCAGAAAGUACAAGAAUAUCAAGACUUAAUGGAUAUAAAAGUGGCACUGGAUAUGGAGAUUAGUGCUUAUCGAAAAUUAUUAGAGAGUGAAGAAAGGAGGUUGAGUAUUACUCCAAAUACUUCUGUGGUUGGCAGUCCCAGAGGCAAAAAAAGGAAAUUGUUCCAACGUGACGAAACAGAGUAUGAAGUUUCUAAUAUUAUCACUGCUUCAUCAACUAGUGAUAUUGAAAUUUGUGAAGUGUGUCCUGAUGGACAGUUUGUAAAAUUAUACAACAAAGGAUCAAAGGAGUUUGCAUUGAGUGGAUAUGAAUUAGUACGCACUACUGCUGAGCAAAAUGUUUCUACAGUAUUCAAGUUUCAUCGUUCUGUAAAACUAGGAGCUGGUAAUUGGUUAACUGUAUGGUCUUCGACUGCCAGUAAUCAAAUACACGAACCUAGUGCUGGAUCAAUUGUCAUGAACAUCCAAGCUUGGGUUGUUGGUGAACUUAUGGCUACAAUACUUUUGAAUCCUGAAGGACAAGAAGUAGCUACUCAUGAACUUAAAAAAGGACAAGUUUCCCAUUCACGAGCUAAUGAAGGAUAUGGUGAUUAUGAAACAGAAUUGUUCCAUCAACCAGGUGAUCCUCAAUCUACCGACAAAUGUGUUAUCAUGUGA